Molecule: messenger RNA, 948 nt
Organism: Gracilinanus agilis (Agile Gracile Mouse Opossum)
Lineage: Eukaryota; Metazoa; Chordata; Mammalia; Didelphimorphia; Didelphidae
Product: olfactory receptor 12D3-like
Exons: 2
Coding region: 1-948 (315 amino acids)
Biological process (GO): G protein-coupled receptor signaling pathway
Cellular component (GO): membrane
Molecular function (GO): G protein-coupled receptor activity; olfactory receptor activity
Source: RefSeq, a predicted model, not a curated record
AUGGUAGUUGCCCCUUUCCAUAAUGAAACUACAGUGACUGAAUUUCUCCUGUUGGGUCUGACCGAUAUUCAGGAGCUGCAAUUUAUUUUGUUUGUCAUCUUCCUUAUCCUCUACCUCAUCAGUCUGGCUGGGAAUUGUGCCAUUGUGAUGAUUGUCGUCUCUGAGACACGCCUCCACUCCCCCAUGUAUUUCUUCCUGGGCAAUCUCUCUUGUCUAGAUAUCUGCUACUCCACAGUGACAAUGCCCAAGGUGCUAGAGAACUUCUUCUCCACCCGUAAGGCCAUCUCAUUUCUGGGCUGUAUCACCCAACUCCAUUUCUUCCAUUUCCUUGGCAGCACAGAGGCCAUUUUGCUGGCUAUCAUGGCUUUUGACCGCUUUGUGGCCAUCUGCAAUCCACUCCGCUACUUGGUCCUCAUGAAACAUCAAGUAUGUCUUCAGUUGGCCACUGCAUCCUGGGUUAUCAGUUUCUUUUAUGCCUUGAUGCAUUCAAUUAUGACUUCACAAUUGAACUUUUGCCAGUCCCAUCAACUCAACCACUUCUUUUGUGAUGUCAAACCCCUUCUGGAAUUGGCCUGUGGAAAUACAGUGCUCAAUCAGUGGCUCCUUUCUGUUGUCACUGGUAGCAUCUCCAUGGGAGCCUUCUGUCUUACCCUCCUGUCCUAUUUCUACAUCAUUGGUUUUCUCUUUUUUAAGAGCCGCUCCUGGAACAGGCUCCAGAAGGCUUUAUCCACAUGUGCCUCCCACUUCAUGGUUGUCUGUCUUUUCUAUGGACCUGUAGGUUUUACCUACAUACGUCCUGCUUCAGACAGCUCCAUGGCACAGGACCGGAUAGUUGCCAUAAUGUACAGUGCUGUCACUCCAGUAUUGAACCCACUGAUCUAUACACUGAGGAAUGAGGAAGUGAAGUUUGCUUUUAAGAAAGCUUUGGGGGGGAAAUUCCUUUUCUGA